Messenger RNA from Ceratina calcarata, 3575 nucleotides. RefSeq names its product glycerophosphate oxidase 1 (gene Gpo1). Bases 230 to 2389 code for a protein of 719 amino acids. Gene Ontology annotation, cellular component: mitochondrion. The transcript has 11 exons. Gene Ontology annotation, molecular function: calcium ion binding; glycerol-3-phosphate dehydrogenase (quinone) activity. The record is from RefSeq and is a predicted model, not a curated record. Gene Ontology annotation, biological process: glycerol-3-phosphate metabolic process. NCBI's taxonomy places the organism in Eukaryota, Metazoa, Arthropoda, Insecta, Hymenoptera, Apidae.
GACGCUUGAUACGUUCGCUUAAGGUUCAUUCGGUGCGCUGGGUGCGAGCGGAGUCAGUGAAAUGUGUGCCGGCAUCCUCGUCGAUUAUGUGCACCGUUAAUUUUUAGUUUGAUCCGCACUUACCACCACCACUGUGCGCGGGUGUCUUCAAGAAUCCGAUUACUUGUCAAUCCGUAUCACAAUAUUUCCUGAGAGAUCGUCCCUACCGUUCUCCGAACGACGUUAAGAAAUGGCAUCGCUGAAACUGUUAGUGGGGGGCGCCAGCGCUAUUGGUGCCAGUGCCCUUACCUCUUAUCUGUUAAUGUCUGACAAUACCGUACAUGCGGAGUUGCCAAAACCUAGGCCACCGAGGAGGACGUUACCGAGCAGGGAGGAUCAGGUGAAUACACUGAAGAAUCAUGGGGAAUACGAUAUUCUCAUCAUCGGUGGUGGUGCGACGGGAGCCGGCUGUGCGUUGGACGCCUGUACACGAGGUUUGAAAACGGCGAUGAUCGAAGCGGACGAUUUUGCUUCCGGCACGUCUUCCAGAAGCACGAAAUUGAUCCAUGGAGGCGUACGGUAUCUGCAAAAGGCGUUGAUGCAGUUAGACGUCGAACAGUACAGAAUGGUCAAAGAGGCGUUACGGGAACGAGCGUCGAUGUUGCACAGCGCGCCUCAUCUGGCUCAUCCUCUGCCCAUCAUGUUGCCCGUUUACACGUGGUGGCAGAUACCUUACUACUGGUUCGGUAUAAAAAUGUACGACGUCGUUGCCGGAAGCAAGACUUUAAAAUCGUCCUAUUUCCUCCGAAAAUCGAGCGCGUUAGAAUUAUUCCCUAUGCUAAAAGGAGACAAGCUGACCGGAGCUAUCGUUUAUUACGAUGGUCAGAUGGACGAUGCCAGAAUGAACUUGGCAGUCGCCUUAACUGCCUCGCGGCAUGGUGCCACAGUUGUUAAUCACGUAAAAGUAGUCAAUCUCAUAAAAGGUCUCGAUAAGGAUGGCAAUCGGGUACUUACCGGCGCUCGUGUCAAGGACGAGCUCACCGGCGAGCAAUGGGACGUCAAGGCGAAAGCGAUCAUAAACGCGACCGGUCCAUUCACCGAUCAUAUCAGAAAAAUGGACGACCAGAACGUGAAAGAGAUCUGCAGUCCCUCUUCGGGCGUUCACAUCGUUCUUCCUGGUUACUACAGCCCCGACCAGAUGGGUCUGCUGGAUCCAGCGACGAGCGACGGCCGAGUGAUCUUCUUCUUACCCUGGCUGAAAGAAACGAUCGCAGGAACGACCGACAUGCCCUGCGAGCUAACACAUAAUCCGAAACCCACCGAAGACGAGAUCAUGUUCAUCUUGCGCGAGGUGAAGAACUACCUAAACCCGGACGUAGAAGUCCGUCGUGGAGACGUACUGUCCGCCUGGAGCGGAAUCAGGCCUCUCGUCUCCGACCCGAACAAAGGAGACACUCAGUCCCUCGCUAGGAAUCACAUCGUACACGUGAGCCCCACGAAACUUGUCACGAUAGCUGGUGGCAAAUGGACGACGUACAGACACAUGGCCGAAGAAGCAGUCGACGCGGCUAUUCAAGCCUGUGGUUUGAAACCAGACAGACCCUGCCAGACGGACGGUUUCCUCCUCGAAGGUGCUCAAGGUUGGACGCCGACCAUGUACAUCAGACUGGUGCAGGACUUCGGGUUGGAGUGCGAGGCCGCGCAACAUUUAGCCCAGAGUUACGGUGAUCGUGCAUUCGCCGUGGCAAAGAUGGCUUCUCUCACCGGUAAAAGGUGGCCGGUCAUUGGCAAGAAGAUUCAUCCCGAGUUCCCGUACAUCGACGCAGAGAUUCGGUACGGAUGUCGCGAAUACGCGAGAACGGCUAUCGACAUGAUCGCGAGACGAUUGAGACUAGCGUUCUUGAACGUGCAAGCCGCGCAAGAAGCCCUCCCGGGUAUCAUCGAUAUCAUGGCGGAGGAGUUACGCUGGUCCGAGGACGAAAAGAAAAAACAAUUCAAAGAGGCGAACGAUUUCCUUGCUAACGAGAUGGGACAGAUGGUGAACCGCGCCUCUCGCGACAAGAUUCCUAUCAACCUUACGAAAGAAGAGAUUCAACUGUACAUCAAACGUUUCGGUAUCAUCGAUAAAGACAACAAGGGCUACGUUUCUAUAAACGAUAUCAGGAGAGGACUCAAGGUACUCGGCAUUAAGCUGAACGAAGACGAGAUUCACACUUUGCUCAAUGAAAUUGAUCUCAAUUACAAUGGGCAAAUGGAGCUACAUGACUAUCUGCAGAUGAUGUCGGCCAUCAAAUCCGGACACGUGGCGUACUCGCGAUUCGCAAGGAUGGCAGAGAUGGAGGAGGCCAAGCACGAACAAGAAGUGUUGAAGAAACAGAUCAGCGUCGAGAGAUCUGGCGGUGGACUGUAAGAAGAGGUGGAAGCGGAAAACGUGGUCCACGUUCUGCGGCAUUGUACGAUUUACCGUAUCGCUUGUAAAACGCGGUGACAGCACACGUUCCAGCUCAGCUCUGCGACGAAUACCUUUAUAUCACAGGAUCCACUUCGUUCACACUGAACUUCGAUUCGUAGCCCGUUUCUAGUACAAAACGCUCCUAUAGGGUAUCUUAACACUUUUACCAGACCUAUACACGUAUUUACUCGUAAGUACUUUGUACAACGACCGUUUCGUACUUUCGUUGUAUCCGGCUUUCGAGCAUCAACGAGAAUAAGGAGGAUAGGGAAAGGAAUAUUCGAUCGCGCAAGUAAGUGUAAAUCGAUUACCACUGCGCCGAAUUUUUUUCACUACUUCUAUAUAGACGUGCGACGAAUUUCUCAUUUUAAUAUGUAAAUAUAUACCUUUCUGUACAGCGUUUCAGUUAUCGAUCAGCUAGAGCGGGUGCGUUCUAAUUUGUAUAUAUGUAUAGGCCCUGAAAGUGGCCACGCGAUUAUUAAAAAAAGGAAUAAUGAUAGAGAAGAGAGAAGAUGUGUCGAACGCAUGGUUGGAUGUUAACGUUGCACGUCGGGUCGGUGCAAUUUUCAGGGAACUUGUACGACGCUCUCCGACGGAAACGCUCAAAGGCCCGUGGCUAUUUAUCGGCCGCGGGCACAAGUUUUAAACGGCGUGAUCAACGAGCUUCACGCUUUCGUAAUUACCGAAGAUCGAUAGUCACAAAAGACCGACCCCGGUGUAGUCUGGUAAAGGGGAAGGCAGAGGAACAUGCAAUAACACAACAAAUUAAUUUUGUUUCUUUGUUACUAUUCACUUGGCUGUAAAUUGUAAUUGUAUUUGUGAACUGGAUUCACUUGUCUAGGUACAGUACUACGUUAUACUUCUUGUGACAUAGUCCACGCACGCGCCAUCGGAAGCUCGAUGUUACUUUUCAAACACCCUCGACGAUGGAUUUAUUUAUAAGUUUAUCGCUAAUCUAAUACUAGAGAAAAAUCAGUCAACAUAGUUUAUCGAAUUAUUUAAAUACGUAACUGAAAUACUUAUUUAAUUUAUUGCCGCUAACGUCACGCAGUCACGACAUACGAUCGAUGUUAGAGAUUAAUUUAUUUCACUUGUCAUUAGUCAUUGCCAUUGACUUUAAAUAAAAACCCAUAUUGGACUAUUA